Ambispora gerdemannii is the source of this 999-nucleotide messenger RNA. NCBI's taxonomy places the organism in Eukaryota, Fungi, Glomeromycota, Glomeromycetes, Archaeosporales, Ambisporaceae. The record is from the annotation of a GenBank genome assembly.
AUGAAUGACAAGCGCCAAAGUGGAAAUUCGACCAACUCGAAUACAUUCGGAGGGACAAACGAUCCUGAAACUAGAUCACAACAAGCACAAGAAAUCUCGAUUAGUAAUUCAAAUGUAAUAAACGUAUGGGAAAAACAACCACGAGCAGAAUCGUCGAUGUCUUCAUCUUCAAUAGUUGUCAAUGUUAAUGCAAUCGAGUUUGAUCCAAAUUCGAAUACGAAUGCGUUAUUGAUGCAACGUCCUAUAGUGCCAUCACAAGCAGAACAUAAUAAUUCAUCUUCUUCCUUGUUACCUUGCUCUCUAACUAAUGUCCCUGCUAGAACUCGCCCAUUAUACGCAGGAGGCAGCAAUAAUUUAUCGAAUUCUUUGCCGCCUUCAUCUUCUAUUGCUUCAUCUUCAUCUCAAAGAAGAAUGAAUCAAUUGUCAACGUAUUCACGAAAUAUUGGCGGCUCGCAUAAUCAAAGGACGCGUUAUUCAGUAUCAGGUCAUCAACAAAUGACUCCCACUCUGCCAUCGCCAAUAUUGCCAGGACUUGGGAUUGUUUAUUCGGCGAGCGGAUUUGACGUGAUUGGACUGUUGGCUCGUGUAGCAACAAGACCAAAUCCACAAAUAAAUCUCGGUCCAGUUGACUUAGAAUGCUCACUAAUAAUAGUCGAUGCGCGUAUAUACGACUAUCCCGUCAUAUAUGCUAAUAACCAGUUCGAGCGUCUAACCGGUUACCCAAUAUCAGAAAUAAUUGGUCGAAAUUGUCGAUUUCUACAAGCACCCGAUGGCCGAGUCACGCAUGGAUCUAAGCGAGAAUUUACUGAUCCGAAUGCCGUGCAUCAUAUGAGAAAUCAAAUAAAUUCCGGUCGUGAGUGUCAGACUAAGUUUAUAAAUUAUCGAAAAGGCGGAGAGCCGUUUCUUAAUUGUGUCACCGUGAUUCCGAUUACUUGGGACAGUGAAGAGAUUGCAUACUAUGUGGGGUUUGCUCGUGGCUUUGAAGUAAAAAACCCUUGA